Messenger RNA from Solanum tuberosum (potato), 880 nucleotides. Its product is annotated as putative transcription factor bHLH107. The record is from RefSeq and is a predicted model, not a curated record. The transcript is spliced from 2 exons. Gene Ontology annotation, molecular function: protein dimerization activity; DNA-binding transcription factor activity. NCBI's taxonomy places the organism in Eukaryota, Viridiplantae, Streptophyta, Magnoliopsida, Solanales, Solanaceae. Bases 80 to 694 code for a protein of 204 amino acids. Gene Ontology annotation, biological process: regulation of DNA-templated transcription.
UAAAUUCCCAAAAAAUUUGCUACUUUUUUAUGGAAAGAUUUUUUCUUCCCUCUCUCUCAAAGUGAAAAUAAAAAUAAAAAUGUUAUCUUCAUUACAAGGAUGUAAUGGUUUUUUGCAGCUUGUUGAUCAUCAGAAGAAUGAAAAAUCAAAUACAACAAAGAAAAGUAAAUCAAAAGAUGCAGCUGUAACACAUGCUGUGGCUGAACGUAAACGUAGAGAAAGAAUCAAUUCUCAUCUUCAUACUCUCAAGAAACUCUUUCCUUAUCUCCCUAAAAAGGACAAGCCAAGAGUGUUAACAGAAGCAGUCACUCAACUAAAGGAACUAAGGAAGAACGUUGCACAACAACUAGAGUUGUCAUCUUUAUUCAUACCUAGUGAAAAUGAUGUAGUUAUUAUAAAUUAUUGUGACAAUAUUAAUGAAGAACGAACCAUCAAAGCUACGAUUUGUUGUGAGGACAGACCGAGUCUGAACCGGGACUUAUCGUCUGCAAUUCGAUCAGUUCAAGGACGGGUGAUCAAGGCAGAGAUGGCCACGGUCGGGGGGCGGACCAAGGCGGAGUUGGUGGUGGUGUUGGGCAAGGCAAAUGGUGGAGAAAAAGAUAUUGGACAACUUAAACGGGCUUUAAAGGCCGUUGUGGAAAAAAGGGAUUUGGGCUUUGGAAGUAAUGUGAUGUUGGGCCGAAGAUUUGGGUGAAGAUAAAUGGGCUUUAAAAAGGAUCUUAACGACGAUGGCUAUUAUAUAGUAGGUGUAUAUUAUGUAUAUACACUUUUAAGUCUUGGUUAGUGUUUUGUGGAAAUAUGUGAUUUGAAAUGUUAACAAGGUUUGUUAGAGUUUGUUUAUUUAUUUAUCAUAUGUUAUGCUUGUACUCACAUCAUUUAA